Molecule: messenger RNA, 270 nt
Organism: Gongylonema pulchrum
Lineage: Eukaryota; Metazoa; Nematoda; Chromadorea; Rhabditida; Gongylonematidae
Source: the annotation of a GenBank genome assembly
AUGAUGAUGCAGCAAGCCACCGCCCUAGCUGCUGCCUCGCAUGGCAUUGACUUGGUGGCCCUGGAAGGCCAAGUGAGAAAGGCGAAGGCCGAGGGUCGAACUGUCACUGCAGUAAAUGGAUGUAUAUAUAUUGACUAUCAGCUGGUUGCGCGAAUACCUCCUGGUAUCGAAUUUCGAACUGCGCAUAAAAUUAAUUUUGUGAGCAGAAGCAGUUUGAGUGGAAAGAUAGUUUGCCUUUCCAAGGAAGCAAAACGUCAUCAACUUAUUUAA